CUAAUUCUCAAAGUGAGAGAGCCUCCGAAAUCACCCAUUAGAAGAUCAUAAUUGUCACUUAAUUCUCCAUCUAAACACAUCGAUCCUUGAAUACCCUAAUUCAAUAUCGUCAUGGGAUCAAGCGAAGGAGCUGCUACUUCAAUGGAGGUGGAGAAGUCGACGGCCAAUCCAAACCCUGCAUCUAUUCCAUCCAAGCCAAUCUUCGAACCCUUAAAGGCUCACGAAAUAUCUGAAGGCAAAAUCCAGUUCCGAAAGGUCCCAGUUCCUCCUCAUCGCUACACGCUGCUGAAGAAAGCCUGGAUGGAUAUCUACACGCCAAUAUACGACCAUAUGCAUAUUGACGUCCGGAUGAAUCUGAAAGGUCGAAAGGUUGAGUUGAAGACCCGGGCAGAUACCCCAGACGUCAGCAACCUACUAAAGUGUGCUGAUUUUGUCCAUGCUUUCAUGCUUGGUUUUGAUGUAAUUGACGCCUUGGCUCUUCUGCGUAUGGAUGAACUGUAUGUUGAGUCGUUUGAAAUAAAGGAUGUGAAAACUCUUCGAGGGGAGCAUCUAUCUAGGGCAAUUGGAAGGCUUUCUGGGAAGUAUGGGAGGACAAAGUUUGCAAUUGAAAACUCGACAAAGACUCGAAUUGUGAUUGCAGAUACUAAGAUUCAUAUUCUUGGAUCCUUUGCAAACAUAAAGGUGGCUAGGGAUUCACUUUAUAGUCUCAUUCUUGGGUCUCCUGCUGGGAAGGUUUACUCUAAGCUUAGAGCUGUGUCUGCUUGGUUAGCUGAGAGGUGUUGGAUCUUAUUUUUUAUCUUCUUUUCUUUUGUUUUGUUAUGUUUUGUUUUGUUUUGAGAUUUUAUUAUGCAG
Molecule: messenger RNA, 852 nt
Organism: Impatiens glandulifera
Lineage: Eukaryota; Viridiplantae; Streptophyta; Magnoliopsida; Ericales; Balsaminaceae
Product: RNA-binding protein PNO1-like
Exons: 2
Coding region: 112-837 (241 amino acids)
Cellular component (GO): nucleolus
Molecular function (GO): RNA binding
Source: RefSeq, a predicted model, not a curated record